AUGAGACCUUUAGUGUUAAUCUCCGCUUUAGUGGCCAUAUGUAGUGCCCGUCCAGAACCACCAACUGGCUACAAUUACCCAGCUCCAAGCACCGGUGGACACAUCAGUGGCGGCUCUAACCCAGGCGGCUUCUCUUCCGGAGGUUCCAUUGGACACGAUGGUGGACACAGCGGAAGUUCCGGAUAUAGCUCUGGUAGCUCCGGUAUAGCUGGAGGAUCUGGAUUCUCCUCAGGCGGUUUUGGAGGUGGUGUCCAAGUACACAAACACGUCUACGUACAUGUUGCUCCAGAAGACCCAGAAGAAAGACAUCAACAAGCUCCAAUCCAAAUAGCCGCUCCACAGAAACACUACAAGAUUAUCUUCAUUAAGGCUCCGUCUGCCCCAACUCCAACCGCUCCAAUCAUCCCAGUCCAACCACAAAACGAAGAGAAGACCCUCGUAUACGUUUUGGUCAAGAAACCAGAAGAACAAGCAGACCUUGUCAUCCCAACCGCCGCUCCAACCCAACCCAGCAAACCAGAAGUAUACUUCAUUAAAUACAAGACCCAAAAGGGCGCUUCUGCUGCUAUCGGUGGAGGAAUCGGGGGCGGUAUUGGCGGUGGUAUCGGAGGCGGAAUUUCCGAUGUCGACAUCAGGUCAUCCAACUUUGGAGGUGGAGUAUCUCUUAGUGGAGGAGUCAGCCACGGAAGCUCCAGCACUUCAUUCACAUCCUCCGGAUCUCAUGGUCCUUCCGGUGUACCUUCGAAAUAUGGAGUACCCGGAGCUCAUGGUUACUAG
Molecule: messenger RNA, 777 nt
Organism: Brassicogethes aeneus
Lineage: Eukaryota; Metazoa; Arthropoda; Insecta; Coleoptera; Nitidulidae
Source: the annotation of a GenBank genome assembly